AUGAAAUAUUUUAGAGUGCCCGUGGUAUACGCGGUGAGCGACUUAGUGCUUGACAGGCUGACAGGCAGCAAAGAAGCAGAGAGAAUCUUGGAGAGCGCACUUACGAGACACUUCACAGAUAGAAAGUACGCUCAUGGAGACUUAUCGGAGGAGGUGGACAGAAUAAUCGAAGGAGAGCUGCUGAAGGAGCUGAGCCCCGCAGAUAGGAAAGAUAAAAAAGAGAAUAGCGAUGGUAACUUCAGAGAGAGCACGCCUCAAAGGAGCAGUGCGGUGGCUGAUUGUGCGGGCUUGCUGCCUACGGAUGAUUGCAGUUCUAAUGGUCUUUCCCGUACUUCUUCUGCUCUGUCGAACAUAAGUGUGCCAUCAAAUGAUUGCAGCUUAGCAGAUGCCAUAGGCUCUCUGGAAAUAGGGGUGGAGCGAAAAAGAAAAAAGAUGCAUUUAGUAAGAGAGAGUGUCCUUGAUGGAAUGCUGGAUAGGCUGUGGAUGAAAGUAGUGGAGUACUCUAUUGAUGGAAUCUCGCCUGUUCCUCUUUCCAUUGGCGUAGAGGGAGAGCACUGCGACAUUGCUCUUCCUUCUUUUUUCUCGCAGGAGAGUGUUCAAGCGCAGUGCAGGAAAGUAAUCGAUAAGACAGUGCGCAGCAAGGUAGAAACUGGGUUCUCUUUUUCGAGCCUUUGGUCCCUGGGCAAAGCCAUCAUCAGUGAUAAGAAAGUGCUGAUAGAGAGAGCAUUCUAUCUGGGGCUAAGCAACAACCCGGAGAAGAUGUUUGAUGUGGUUUCUGAGAUAAUAGGAAGCGACGAUAAACACCCGAUUCUCUCUGAGAUGAUGAUCAGACGAAUUGUAGAGACGGGUGGUGAAAUAGACAGCGAGUACUAUGUCCUGGAUAGCUCUGUGCCAUUCAUUAGCUCUCUUCGAUACGCUCUAAUUCUCUACAGGAAUAUAAAGCAUCUAUCACAGGAGGGAAGGAGUAAAGCUCUGUUUACGCUGGCAAGACAGUGCAUGCAAAUUGAGUGUGUGGAUGAGCCGGGUGUUCGGGUGCUGCUGAAUAUAAUGGCAAUUAACCUGCUGGAAGAGAUAGAAGAGGUAGAUAGCACACAGAUUAUGCUGCUGAUGGAUGCUGCAGGGAUCUUUGUCGAUAAAAACUGUGCGCACUCCAGUGAGAGCGAGCUCUUCAGGGGGUAUGCAAGGUGUGGAUUGCAUCUGUACUAUCUAGCUGAAAAGCUAACUGACACUCCUACAGUGCGAGAAGAGCUGUGCAGGAGAAUAGUGGAGGUAUCUACGAUCUUAAAAGAGCCAACUGAUGCAGUGGAUGAACUGGCUAAGGGAAGCAACUGGACUAAGCACCUGAUAGCCAUUCAAAGGUACCUUAGAGCUAUGGAUGAUCCAGAGAUAGUCAUAGCAGCAGGAGAUGAGGGAGCUGUCUGGGUUGAUAGAAGCAUAAAGACUCCACCUAGCAUUACUAUGAAGAGUAAUUGCAAAAAUGGCAGUGAUGUCAGUGCUGAAAAACUGGAAUUGCAGCUAGAUGCAGCUAGAAUAAAGUAUAUGGACAGAACAGUAGAGGAAAAAGACACGGUUUAUUCAGGAGAGCGGGUUGUGCUUACGGUGAAUAUCCCUGGGGAAAUACAGUGCAUAAAGAGUGUCUUGCUGGAGAUAGACGGGAAAUUGGUUAAAAUCAACAAGAAUGGAAAGGUAAGAAUGUCUCUGAAGAAUAGCACAGCCAAUAACGGUGAAAAACCUGAAGUUAGACGAGUAGCCGUUAGAAAGGUUGUAAUAAAGACAGCAAUUGCACACUUCAUCAUAAGGCUAAACAGGGAUAUUCUUGUGCUGCCUGAAAAGUACGUACAGCCCCAGGUCUACUACAGCAAAGAAGUAUCCCCGUAUGGAAUGAGCAAAAUAAUCACAGAGGGUCUUAUCUCCCGCACGGAUGACGUGCUAAUUACACACCCAGGGAGAACAGAAGGGUAUAAGAAUGUCAGAAGAAAGGUGUUUUGUGGCGUAGAUUGGAUGGGGCGCAGGAUACAAGUUGUGACAAACCACAAGUUCAUUGAUUGCAAACUUCCAAUUGUGUCGUACACAAUAAAGAAAAAUGCUGACAUAGUGUAUAAAGUCUCUGGAUAUCACAGGAAGGUAGAGGUAGUUAACGGAAUAAAGAAAAAAGACAGGAUAAGAGUGCUAAAUAGAAGAAUAGCCUCAGAAGACACGGAUGACAUAGUGUUCGAGGAGCAGCAGGAAGUAACAGAAAUAGAAAGAGGCAUUUACUCCCUAAUAACACAUGGCAAGUUAGAGAAAGAGUGCUCCCCAAUAGAGCAAGUCAUUCGAUACUAUUUCUACAAAAACAGCGGACUUACUAAGCUACUAAAGCCAUUUAAGCCCAUCGAUGGAGCCAAUCUCCUUGAGUCGCUUCCCAUCUACACGGGUUUGUCUCCCAUUCUAGUAAUACACAUGCGCAAUACUGUUUUAGCCGUUAAAAUUCCCCUGGAUAAAAGCUUGGAAAAACAGUACAGUCUCCUGGGUAAAUGGGAGGCCAUAAGCUCUCUUAGGAGCCAGUGUCUAUUUGAGUCCAAAGCGCUGCUGCUUGACCACCUGGUAACUGCGCUAUCAACUGGAAGUCCAGUUGGAAGAAGCGUCAAGAGAUGCGGUAAGGUGAGCAAUACGAGAUAUUGGCAUGUAAAUGAAGCAGUGGUGAGGGCAAGUAAGCUGAAAGACAAAAGCUGCAUAAUAUUCAUUCAAAACCACUCAGCACACUCGAGCAUUGUGGGGAUCAUAGGAAUGAAAAUAACAAAUGUCCGCCCGCUGGAAACAGUUUUGUACAGGAGCAGAAUGUCCAUGGACGGAAUGUCUAUAAAUAUUAAUAGGUUGUAG
Molecule: messenger RNA, 2859 nt
Organism: Nematocida minor
Lineage: Eukaryota; Fungi; Microsporidia
Exons: 1
Coding region: 1-2859 (952 amino acids)
Source: RefSeq, a predicted model, not a curated record